Tupaia belangeri chinensis (Chinese tree shrew) is the source of this 2712-nucleotide messenger RNA. RefSeq names its product tec protein tyrosine kinase (gene TEC). The coding region runs from base 273 to 2165 and encodes 630 amino acids. Gene Ontology annotation, biological process: protein phosphorylation; intracellular signal transduction. NCBI's taxonomy places the organism in Eukaryota, Metazoa, Chordata, Mammalia, Scandentia, Tupaiidae. The transcript has 18 exons. Gene Ontology annotation, molecular function: ATP binding; protein tyrosine kinase activity; protein binding. The record is from RefSeq and is a predicted model, not a curated record.
GUCAGUUUGCUGCUGUCCCUGGUGAGAACAAGUUGCACGAGUGUCCCCAGGGUCUGCGUGGGAGGAGGUGGCCAAAGGGCAGGAUUCAGAGUGGUGUGGAAACAUACAGUGAGCCCGUGAGUGCUGUCUGUUGAUUGCACUGAUCCAAGAGGACUGAAGGAGGCCAGAAGAGGUUCAGAAGAUGUUUUGGAGGAAGGUCCACAGAACGUGCUGUUAGAUUUGAGGGUGCUGGGAUCUUCAAUGGCAGGAGAAGGCGUGAUCAGAAGACCGAGAUGAAUUAUAACACUAUUCUAGAAGAGAUUCUUAUUAAAAGGUCACAGCAGAAAAAGAAGACGUCACCCUUGAACUACAAAGAGAGACUUUUUGUCCUUACGAAGUCCAUGCUGACCUACUACGAGGGUCGCGCAGAGAAAAAAUACAGGAAAGGGUUUAUUGACAUUUCCAAGAUCAAGUGUGUGGAAAUAGUGAAGAAUGAUGACGCUGUCAUCCCCUGUCAGAACAAGUACCCGUUUCAGGUUGUCCACGACGCUAACACCCUGUACGUUUUCGCACCGAGUGCGCAGAGCAGGGACCAGUGGGUGAAGAAGCUAAAAGAAGAAAUAAAGAACAACAAUAAUAUUAUGAUUAAAUAUCAUCCUAAAUUCUGGGCAGACGGAAGUUAUCAGUGUUGCAGACAAACCGAAAAACUAGCUCCUGGGUGCGAAAAAUAUACUCUAUUUGAGAGUAGUAUACGAAAAGCACUACCUCCAGCUCCAGAAACCAAGAAGAGGAGGCCUCCGCCGCCGAUUCCGCCUGAAGAAGACAGCGGCGAGGAGAUCGUCGUGGCCAUGUAUGAUUUCCAGGCCACGGAGGCGCACGACCUCAGGCUGGAGAGGGGCCAGGAGUACGUCAUCGUGGAGAAGAACGACGUGCACUGGUGGAGGGCCCGGGACAGAUACGGGAGUGAAGGCUAUAUCCCAAGUAAUUAUGUAACAGGAAAGAAAUCAAACAACUUAGAUCAAUAUGAGUGGUACUGCAGAAAUACCAACAGAAGCAAGGCCGAGCAGCUGCUCCGGACUGAGGAUAAAGAAGGUGGCUUUAUGGUAAGGGACUCCAGCCAGCCCGGCUUGUACACAGUCUCUCUGUACACCAAGUUUGGAGGAGAGGGCUCGUCGGGGUUCAGGCAUUACCACAUAAAGGAAACGACAACAUCUCCCAAGAAGUAUUACCUGGCAGAAAAACAUGCUUUCAGCUCGAUUCCUGAGAUUAUUGAGUAUCAUAAGCACAAUGCAGCCGGACUCGUCACGAGGCUGCGGUACCCAGUCAGUACCAAGGGGAGGAAUGCGCCCACCACGGCGGGGUUCAGCUAUGAGAAAUGGGAGAUCAACCCUUCCGAGCUGACCUUUAUGCGGGAGCUGGGCAGCGGGCUGUUCGGGGUGGUGAGGCUGGGCAAGUGGCGAGCCCAGUACAAAGUGGCCAUCAAGGCCAUCCGCGAAGGCGCCAUGUGUGAGGAGGACUUCAUAGAGGAGGCCAAAGUGAUGAUGAAGCUGACGCACCCGAAGCUGGUGCAGCUGUACGGGGUCUGCACCCAGCAGAAGCCCAUCUACAUCGUCGCCGAAUUCAUGGAGAGGGGCUGCCUGCUCAACUUCCUCCGGCAGAGACAAGGCCACUUCAGCAGGGACGUGCUGCUGAGCAUGUGCCAGGACGUGUGCGAGGGCAUGGAGUACCUGGAGCGGAACAGCUUCAUCCACCGGGACCUGGCUGCCAGGAAUUGCCUAGUAAACGAGUCGGGAGUUGUGAAAGUGUCUGACUUUGGGAUGGCCAGGUACGUGCUGGACGACCAGUACACGAGCUCCUCGGGGGCCAAGUUUCCCGUGAAGUGGUGCCCGCCCGAGGUGUUCAAUUACAGCCGCUUCAGCAGCAAAUCCGACGUCUGGUCCUUCGGUGUCUUGAUGUGGGAAAUAUUUACCGAAGGCAGAAUGCCCUUUGAAAAGAACACCAAUUACGAAGUGGUGACCAUGGUUACGCGAGGCCACCGACUGCACCGGCCCAAGCUGGCGUCCAAAUACGUCUACGAGGUGAUGCUGAGGUGCUGGCAGGAGAAGCCCGAGGCGAGGCCGUCCUUCGAAGACCUGCUGCGCACCAUCGACGAGCUCGUCGAGUGUGAAGACACCCUUGGGAGAUGACCGGGUGAUGGCGUGCGGCCGGGCGCCCGGAUCCCGGAGCAGGCGGAGUCACGGCACUUGGUGGCUACUUAAUUCACGCCACCCCGACGGGUGGGUGGUUUUACUCAGAGCUGAAACACCUGAGGACACCUUCGUGUCUAGGCCGGCCUCAGCUCCGGGACCAUCUCCCCCUCAUGCCAGUGCUGCCUCAGAGCUGGCGGCAGGACGCACCCACGUCUCUCCCUCCCUCGGGCACCUGGUGCCUGCCGUGUGCCUGACACAGGCCCGGGCUAGGCUUUGCCCGUUUGGGGUGCACGUGGGACCGUGUUAGCUGGUGCCAGUCGAAGGCCAGGGUGACGGGGAGGGCAAGGUGCAGAGCCAGGUCCCAGCAGCCCUUGGCCCUUGGACUCCUGCGGAGGUCUGGGCGGGGACAUUGCUGAGAAUCGGGUUCCACCUUCCGUUUUGGAAACAUCUCCGUUUUCAAGACUGCUCUUAGUAUUAUAUUAAAAAAAACUUUGUAUUGUGUAAAUACUGUGAAUAGAUAUAAUAUAUAAAGUUAUAUAUUUAU